CUAACUGCCAAUAGAUCUAGUUAACCUAGAGUAGGCUAAAUUUUUAUAAAACCAACUCAAAUAAUCAAACUUGUCAAAGGUGUUCUUCUUCAAUACGUGUGUAAGAUGGAGUUCGAUUCAGUGUUGUUGUAUACAGCUUUAGGGGUAGGGAUAUUAACCCUUUGUAAUAUGCUAAAGCAUGUAAAUGGGUUAUUUUAUACUAUCAAAUUUUGUUCAAGCAAAUAUCACUUGCCUCCAGGUGACAUGGGCUGGCCAUUCAUAGGCAACAUGAUUCUUUUCAUGAAAAGUUUCAAAACUUAUGGCAAUCCUGGCUCAUUUGUAUCUUACUUUGUUACUAAGUUUGGACCAGUGGGGAUGUACAAGGCAUACUUGUUCGGGUCACCAAGUAUCAUUGUGACAACACCAGAAGUAUGUAAGAAAAUCUUUAUGGAUGAUGAUAAUUUCGAUAGAGGGAAAUCGAACUCAGCUUCUAGUACAGCUUCAAACCAAGAAGACAAGCGUCUACGUAGAAUAACAACAGUUCAUAUAAGGACUCAUGGAUCGUUGUCCUUCUACUUUGAUCGUAUAAAUGAAAUCGUGAAGAAUUCACUUGAGAAAUUUGCUGCCAAGGAAGAAGCAAUCUAUGUAUUCCCGGAGUUGAAAAAGCCUGCAUUUGAGGUGCUUAUGCUAAUUCUUAUAGGUGGCUAUGAGACUUCACAAAAACUUCUUGAUGUUGUGUUCGAGGAGACUGCUAUAUUGAUUCGGGGUUUUCAUGGAAUGCCAAUUAAUAUCCCUGGAUUUGCUUACAACAGGGCAAUGAAGGCUCAAGGAGUAAUAACACAGAUGUUUAAGAUGAUAUUAGAUGAAAGAAAAUUGAUGAUCGCAGAAAAUAAAGUAAGGCCAGUGUCCAACAUGUUGGAUAUGAUGUUAGAUGCCCAAGAUAUUGAUGGAGGAAAAGGAUUAAGUGAUGACACAAUUGUUGGAUUGCUACUCCAGUAUACAUUUGCUGGUUAUGAAUCUGUUGCUAAGGUUGCCUCAAAGACAAUUAUGCAUUUGGAAAAACAUCCUGACAUCUUGCACAAAGCAAAAGAGGAACAAGAGGAAAUAGUUAGGAGAAGACCAUCUUCAAGUGCAGGUCUUAAUUUCGACGAAAUUAGACAGAUGAAGUAUCUUAGUAAGGUACUUGAUGAAACAUUGCGUGUUAACAGCCUCAUACCAAUCUUUAGAGUGGCAAAAACAACUGUUAACUUAAAUGGCUACACCAUACCCAAAGGGUGGAAGUUCUUGACAUUCUUGUGGAGUUUUAAUAUGGAUCCUAAUACUUAUGACAAUCCUAUGGAAUUUAAUCCUUCAAGAUGGGAUGAUAUGGAAACCAAGCCAGCCUCCUAUUUUCCAUUUGGAGUAGGCCCUAAAAUGUGCCCUGGAUCCAAUGUGGCCAGGCUUUCACUUUCAGUAAUUCUUCAUUACUUUCUACUCAGCUACAGGUUUGAGCAGGCUGAUCCAGAUCAGAGCAAAACUAAGCCUCUUGAUAAUUGUAUUGGAAAAUUCAAGAAGCUUUCAGCAUAAUAUGAAUGGCAACUUCAGCUUUAAUUUUCCAUUACUCCUUUGCCAUGCUAAUGUGAAUCUUAAAUUGGCCUUUUUCAUAGAAAUUAGUUAUAUGUAAUCUUGAAAAUGACGAGCUUGAAUUUGUAACGUGAACCGAUUUUAUCAAUAAUGAAGUUGCAGUCUAGUGGUCCUUUUGUGCCUACUUCUUCAUCAA
Capsicum annuum is the source of this 1738-nucleotide messenger RNA. RefSeq names its product beta-amyrin 11-oxidase. Gene Ontology annotation, biological process: sterol metabolic process; brassinosteroid biosynthetic process; brassinosteroid homeostasis. Gene Ontology annotation, cellular component: endoplasmic reticulum. Lineage: Eukaryota; Viridiplantae; Streptophyta; Magnoliopsida; Solanales; Solanaceae. The transcript is spliced from 8 exons. Gene Ontology annotation, molecular function: ent-kaurenoic acid monooxygenase activity; iron ion binding; heme binding. The record is from RefSeq and is a predicted model, not a curated record. Bases 106 to 1545 code for a protein of 479 amino acids.